Culex pipiens pallens (northern house mosquito) is the source of this 2828-nucleotide messenger RNA. RefSeq names its product run domain Beclin-1-interacting and cysteine-rich domain-containing protein-like. The record is from RefSeq and is a predicted model, not a curated record. Gene Ontology annotation, cellular component: intracellular membrane-bounded organelle. NCBI's taxonomy places the organism in Eukaryota, Metazoa, Arthropoda, Insecta, Diptera, Culicidae. Gene Ontology annotation, molecular function: phosphatidylinositol phosphate binding. The coding region runs from base 154 to 2706 and encodes 850 amino acids. The transcript is spliced from 6 exons.
GUGGGUGUGUGCGAUUAAUCAUAAAAUUCCACGAAGUGUCAUUAAAAAAUUAAUUUUGUGUUGUUGUUUAGAGGAUUCUGAUAUUAGUCAAGAAUUAUUCGCCGUUUUUUACCCAUUUAGGUGCGAAAUUAGUGUAAUUCGCUGUAGUAGAUCAUGGACCUUACAAGCGCUUCGUUAUCCGGUAGUUUAGAGUGCCGAGAGCUGCUGCUAGCGCUGAUAACAACAAUCAACGAGCUGCGGAGUCACAUCCGGUUCAAAGACCAGGAUCCGGAUCCGGGCCAGAGCCUGGCAACCCUGGGAUUGCCAUCGGAACGGCUGGUACAGCUGCACCGUUGCAUCGGGAAGCUCUUUACGCACCGGAUUAAGAUAUUCAACGAAAAGAAUAAUCCGGAUGUGUGGAAGGUGGUCGAGGGGCUUCGGUUUUCCAACCCGUCCAUUUCGCUACGGAUUACUGGCGGUUCCAGUGUGGCAGCCACGGCGGACAAAGGGCUCCAGUGGAUGUUUCAGUGUUUACAGCAACGUUGUCUGUCGGAGAAUUUAAACUGGCUCAUCACUGAUAAGGAACACAUGGGUCAGUGUUACGAGUCGACGGCGUUCCUGCGCGAAGAAAGGUACGCUGACGCAAUGAUGGUUUGCUUUAACGCGCUCGAACGAGGACAACCGACGCUACUAUCGCAGAUCGAUCAGAGUUUGUAUGCCGUGGAUCAAGGCCUAACCGCCCUGAUUGGCACGAUCAAACGGUCCGAAUCUCACCCGAAUUUGCUGCUGAUAAAGGAUGUUCCUACGUCAGGGCAGGGUUGUGUCCUUAAACGACGCCAGACGAUUCAUCUGGCCAAAUCUCGAAGCAGUCGCGCCGACAGGAAAAGCAGCAAAAAGAUGUCUCGAAGUUUGCCGAAUAUUGUGCUAAACGAUUAUUAUCAGGCAACGAAGAAAAAACCUCCGGAUGGGAUUGAUGGGAAAUUACCAGACCCGGCUGCAACCAGUAGCAGGGCAGCUGGACCAAAUGUGCCAAGUUUUAACUAUAGUGAUAACAGUGUGCCAAAACCAAUGAUCAACAUCCUCAACUGCGAGGACAUCAAAAUCUACACCGAAACGUCCAGCAGCGCAGGCAGCGCGCAGUCUCAACAGGUCGGCUGCUUCAAACGGGACAAAUCUCAACCCCCGAAACGGCGCGAAGGUUCCCGCUCGGACCUGUUCAGUUUGGCGGCUCUCACGGGAAGUCCGCGUACGCUGCUCAACGAGUUCAUUCCACAGUGCGGCGAAAAGAUCACCAAAAAUAUGGACCCUUUGCGCAACAAAUCCGUCGACAGCAUGCUCAACGUACUGCCCUCACGCCCUGUUCCGGGCCAAAGUCUGACGUCGUUUUUGAAAACGGUCUACUUUUCGCGCACAAACACCGAACUGGACCGGGAGAAUGCUCACUUUAGUUUGUCCGAAGCGCUGAUUGCGACCUUCGAGCAGCUCAAGUGGAACGAGGGUGAAUCGAUUAGCGAUCCGCGGGGAACGUUCCGAAAGCGACCAUCGGCGUCCAGCUUUUGGUCUUCCUACCCAAACUCCAAGGAGAGCACGACCUCAACCUCGACCGCCGUGUCUUCACUCUCGGACAGCAGCUCCGGAGGUUCCGGCACGGGUGACCACUUCCCCCGGAACCUAAACCUGCCGCAUAUCCCAUCCGCCGAAGACGAAGCCGUCGAGGCGAGCGAAAGCGGCCUGGACCAGGGCCAACAGGUCAAGUCCUACUCAGCGGAAGGUGUCGCCCUGAGUUUGCUCUCCAAGUUUAACGAAAAACAGCUUCCCACGGCCUGCGACCUGCUGUGGCUGGUAUCGGAACAGGACGCGCCGCAGCAGAUUCUGCCGAUUCCGCCGAACGGUCAAAUUGCUAAUCCGGACGAUCUGAACGGAAGCGCGCUGAAUACGAUAAUCCGGGGCACGCGGGAGUGGGCGCCGCCGCGGCCGCAGAUUAUCUUCACCUACAAGAGUCCGCCGCCAAACCGACGGGAAAACCUGACGAAGCAAAACUUCCGCUGCGCCGGCUGUGGCAUGAAGGUGGCGCCCGCCCACUCGCACAAGUUCCGGUACUGUCACUACCUUGGCAAGUACAACUGCUCCGGGUGCCACAAGGACCAGAUGUCAGUGAUUCCGGCCAAAAUUAUCGAACGAUGGGACUUUACCUUCCAUCCGGUGAGCAGCUUCGCGUACCAUUUGCUCAACGAUAUCGCGACCUGUCCACUGUACAGUCUGGACCAUCUCAACCCGGAACUGUACGUGAAGGUGCGGGUGCUGCAAGCGGCCCGGAACAUCCGGGUCAAUUUGAAGUACAUCCGGGAUUUCAUCGUUAAUUGUCGGUUCGCCGAAGGGGUGAAACUACAGUUCCGCAACAUCCCGGAUCAUCUCACGAACGACCUGGACAGUUGGUCUAUGGUUGACUUUAUUGCGGUUCGUAAUGGGUCGUUCCAGAAGGAGAAAACCGAGUUCAUAAAGCAAUGCGAGAAGCACAUUUUUGAGUGCGAGCUCUGCAUCGCGCACGGCUUCUUUUGUGAAAACUGUGAUCGCAAGGAGAUAAUCUUCCCCUGGCAAAAGCGGAUAGUCAAGUGUGGCAAAUGUGGCGCGUGCUUUCACGAGUCGUGCUGGGUGUCUGCGGCCGACUGCGUCAAGUGUAACCGAUUACGUCGGCGCAGUCGAACGAUGCCCGUUGCGGUCAAAUAGUUUCAGGAGGAGCAACGUCGAUCGACGGCCGUGUAUGCAUGCUGUAAUAUUGCGCUUGUUUUCUAUUAUUAUCUCGAGCAUAUACUUUGUACAUGACACAAAAAUAGAAAGACUUUAUAGUU